AUGGGUUCAGACACGUUCAUACAAGUGAUUCUGGCGAUAAUCUUGCCUCCCCUUGGCGUCUUCUUCAAGUUUGGAUGUGGUGUUGAAUUUUGGAUCUGUCUUGCCCUGACAUUCUUGGGGUACCUACCUGGGAUAGUCUAUGCAAUCUAUGUCUUGGUGAUGCAAUGA
Andrographis paniculata is the source of this 168-nucleotide messenger RNA. RefSeq names its product hydrophobic protein RCI2A-like. Gene Ontology annotation, cellular component: membrane. The record is from RefSeq and is a predicted model, not a curated record. NCBI's taxonomy places the organism in Eukaryota, Viridiplantae, Streptophyta, Magnoliopsida, Lamiales, Acanthaceae. Bases 1 to 168 code for a protein of 55 amino acids. The transcript has 2 exons.